Messenger RNA from Labeo rohita (rohu), 2217 nucleotides. Its product is annotated as zinc finger protein basonuclin-2. The record is from RefSeq and is a predicted model, not a curated record. Gene Ontology annotation, biological process: regulation of DNA-templated transcription. The coding region runs from base 1 to 2217 and encodes 738 amino acids. The transcript has 9 exons. Gene Ontology annotation, cellular component: nucleus. Lineage: Eukaryota; Metazoa; Chordata; Actinopteri; Cypriniformes; Cyprinidae.
AUGAACAGCAAACAGAUGUUCAGUGCUGUCUGUUCUUCUGCUCUGCAGGAUCUGCUCAUGGAUUGCUAUGUUGCUGGAGAUCUGCUGACAUUUCUGGGUAUCUGUACUCACACUGAUCGCAUCACAUCAUUGGUCAUCAAACAGAAUGUCCCGCCCCCAAACUCACAUCAUUGGUUGAGCCAGAAGCUGAUGUUGGAUCGCGCACAAAGAGACGGCGCGGGUCUGAUCGCUUCACAUCUCAAUGUGGGACAGCGGAAAGUGGCAUCAGAGGGAAAGUGGAUUAAAGUAGGUUCCUCUCCUCCUCCUCUCUUCCUCGUUCUCUCUCCCUCACGGGCGCGCGAUUUUUGGCAGGGUCACCUGAGUCCUCCGACAAAGGAACGCUCUCGUCCAAUCAGCCGCAGCCGCUCUACUGUUUCAUUAGGAGUGGGCGGAGUCUGGCGGUUUGGAGAGAGAGUGAUGCUGAUUAGGACUCUUUAUAUUCACUCGGGCCCCAAUCAUCCCAUCAGAACUUCAGCAGGAGACUCCAGAUACGGACCACCUGGGAAAGAGCCGCGGAAACCCAACAGAACCAGCACCGACCCGUCUGGAGAUAUGGGGACGUGGACACACACACUCCGCCAGGAGACGGACAGUGACGAGUCUCUUCUGAAGCGAGAUGAACAAACCACAAGUCUGAAGAUGAAGGAGGUGGUUGGUUGCACACAUGACGACUGUCUGUGUGAGUGUUUCCUGCCGGGACGAGCUCAGAUCAGGUCAUGUGAUCGCUGUGCUCAUGGAUGGGUUGUUCUGUGGUCCCCACAAUUGGGUAAGGUGUGCGCUCCGGCUCUGGUGUGUUCGGGUCAGGUGGAGAUCGUCCAGAGUAACGUGGUGUUUGACAUCAGCAGUCUGAUUCUGUACGGGACGCAGGCGAUUCCCGUCCGGAUGAAGAUCCUGCUGGAUCGGCUGUUCAGCGUCCUCACGCACACACAGGUGCUCAACAUCAUACACACACUCGGAUGGACGCUGCGCGACUACGUGAGAGGAUACAUGCUGCAGGACUCAAUGGGGAAGGUUCUGGAUCGCUGGGUCACCAUGAGCCCGGAGGACGAGGUCGUGACCUUGCGUCAGUUUCUGCGUUUUGGAGAAACCAAAUCCAUUGUGGAGCUCAUGGCUGAGGAGCAGCAGAUGUGCCCAGAAACCCAUCACAGUCCUGCGUUCAAACCCAGAGAUAAAGCGCCCGUACAAACGCACCACUUUGAGAAUCUACCAGGAGGAAACCUAGCAUUCCUGCAGCCAUUUCACUACGUCAGUCCGUCCGCAUUUCCACCCUCACCAGCUGUGGAACGUCAUCCAGCAACGCAAAAACUACAGCAACUCAGCAAAUACAACAACACUGAUGAAAUAAAAGCCAGAAACAAAAAAGAUGCUGUUCCUGAAAGGCUCAUGCGUUCCACAAGCUCACCAAAACACCUGCAAAACGAAGAAGUCGGUCUGGCAAUCGCGGAGUCUCCGGGAACACGCGAACGCCGCAACGGCGCAUCCUCGAGCAAAGCUCGCGUGAGCUGCAGCGCGUGCGCCAAGACGUUUUACGAUAAAGGAACACUGAAGAUCCACUUCAACGCCGUGCACUUGAAGAUCAAACACCGCUGUACGGUCGACGGCUGCAAUAUGAUGUUUAGUUCUCUGCGCAGCCGCAACCGACACAGCGCGAACCCCAACCCACGCCUGCACGCCGCGGUCGAACACGCGACACGCCGAUUGGUCGCUCAACCUCGUCGACCGCUCUUAACCUUGCGUGAAACUACCUCACCAGUUUCUAUUGUGACCAACAACACUGUGUUGACUCACCAUCAGAUUCCAGUUAUCUGUGAAGGAGGAGGGGGAGGAGCUACAGGCCAUCGUACGGCCAAUCAGAAUGCGUUUGACACGGCGCCAAAAAAGAAGUCGAGGAAGUCCAGUACGCCGUUGAAGCUAAAGCGAGAAACUCGCAGUGAAGAACACAAUCGGUUAUCACCAGGACAACCGGUCAACGGUCUCCAUGGAAACCAGUCGCACAUGCAUUACAACCACAAACAAUUUUGUAAAACGCCGUACGGUUACCAUAGCAACAGCCACGUGGAAGAGAUUCCAGAAGCGCGUGACGAAUGGAAAGGCAGGUGUCGACCUCUACCAAAGGUUAAAGAGGAGCUGUGUGACCCCACCUGUGACUGUAGAGGUCGUUACCAUAGCAACCUGUGA